Molecule: messenger RNA, 714 nt
Organism: Sclerotinia borealis F-4128
Lineage: Eukaryota; Fungi; Ascomycota; Leotiomycetes; Helotiales; Sclerotiniaceae
Source: the annotation of a GenBank genome assembly
AUGCUGGAAAAGUAUCUCACACGGGAGCGCAGGAGGGAUCAGGAAAGAUCUAUAGAGGAUCAGAGAAUCUAUUCUCGCACAUUUGACCUCCAUCAAUAUUUCUCCCCCGCCAGUAGAAAUACCAAAAGGUUCAUCUAUUACGAUCAAUCCAAGGGAAUAUCCAUGGUCCAUGAUGCCAACUUGAUGUCCGGCGACCCAAAAUCUUUGGUUGUAGCCGUUGAUGGAGCUUGCCCUCAUAAUGGGAGUGAUUUGGCAAAGAAGUCAUCUUUUGGGAUAUUUUUCGGACAGAAUUCGACGUUCAAUCUGUGUGAAACGAUCGAAAGACCUGAAGGGGAACUCCAUACCAACAAUUACGCGGAACUUAUGGCAGUUUACCGCGCUUUGAAACUUGUUGGGGAUAGCUCAUUGUUGGAAAGCUGGAGGGCUCAGGAUGGAGAAGGACUCACCGCUAUGAUCAUGACGGAUUCAGCAUAUGUAUCCAACAGCUUCACCACAUGGAUUUGGAAGUGGCGCGAGAACGGAUUCCGGAACGCCAAGAAAGAAACUGUCGUUAAUUGCGAGUUAAUAAUCAAGAUUGAUGAGCUUAUUGGGAAUCUUGGUAAGCGCAACAUCAACGUUAGAUUUUGGGACAUUCCAAGAGAAGAUAAUACGGAAGCAGAUAAAUUGGCAAAUUUGGCUUUAGAAGAUGGAGAUGGAAAUGGAAUACAAAAAUAA